AUGCAUGCACUUAUCUUCCUCGCCGCCCAGGACAUGGAACCACUCCAAUACAAUCUCUAUGCCCACUUGCAACGGUUUGGAAUCAUUGCCGCGAUACUGAUGCCCAUCGUAGCCAUCACACCUCUCAGCAUCCGACGUCGCAACUACGAAACAUGGUACAUGGUCCGAAUCAUUGCCGCGGUGUCGAUACUCACAAAAGCGUACCGAUACUGGCUGACGUUACAUGCUCACGCGUAA
Messenger RNA from Letharia columbiana, 237 nucleotides. RefSeq lists its product as uncharacterized. The transcript has 2 exons. NCBI's taxonomy places the organism in Eukaryota, Fungi, Ascomycota, Lecanoromycetes, Lecanorales, Parmeliaceae. The record is from RefSeq and is a predicted model, not a curated record. Bases 1 to 237 code for a protein of 78 amino acids.